AUGGCUACCAUCGAGGAUCUGCUAGCCGAACAAAUCCAAACGAUAUAUUCCAUCUCGAGAGUUCUGCCGAACUUUAAAAAACUUGGACAAGCCAAGAUGACCCGCGCUGUAUCCCAGGAACGACUUGCCGGUCUCAAGGAGUACUUCGCAAAGUGCCAGAGCCUCCAAGCGAAGAUUACGCGCCUAGCCAGUGCCAAGAUGAAGUCGAAGCACGAAUAUUUCCAAACCGAGCAAUUUUUGGCGUGUGAGGACGUCUACAACCAAACCGCGGACUACAUCGUGGAGGUAUUAGCCGGAUUUGAGAUACCAUUUUACCAAGCCACAGCAGCAGACGUAAGCGGUUUUUCUGAUUCUUCUCGUCCGUCAACUCGUUUACCGAAGCUGAAUCUACCUACGUUCGACGGGAGUAUCGACAAGUGGGAGAACUUCCGCGACCGAUUUACAUCGCUUAUUCGUUACGAUCAAACGCUAUCAAAUGUAGAUCGCAUGCAUUACCUUAUCUCUUGUGUUAAGGGGGAAGCAAGUAACGCGCUAAGCAAUCUCGCGGUAACGGAUGCUAAUUUUCCCAUAGCUUGGGAUAUUUUGAUCGCGCGGUAUGAUAACAAACGCCGAUUAAUUAAUUGCCAUUUACAAUCCUUAUUAAAUUUACCGUCAGCCUCCGCGAACACUUCCAAGGACCUUUGCGCACUCCGCGAUCAAACCAACGCGGCAGUACACGCUCUCAAAAAUCUCGAGCGACCAGUCGAACAUUGGGGUGACAUUUUAGUGUUUUUGGUUACGCAAAAACUCAAUAAACAUUCGCGAGAAGCUUGGGAAUUAAAGCACGGCAUUACAGUUCCGUAUCCCACGUUUGAGGAGCUCAAUAAAUUCUUGAACAAUCGAAUUCGAGCAUUAGAGACAAUGCUCCCGGUAAAGCCAAAAGAAAAGUCAACAGACGCGACUAAAUCAACGAAAAAUAACACUCUCGCAUCACAUGCGGCUUCGACCUUUACAUUCGCUUGUCCUGUGUGUAAGGGCAAUCACCUGUUGUACCAAUGUUCGACCUUCUUAAACCAAACACCGUCUCAGCGUUUCGACUUUAUUCGGAAAAAUAACCGUUGCCUUAAUUGCUUCAGUUCGAAGCAUAACAUGAAAGAAUGUACAAGCUCGCGCGUAUGCAAACAGUGCCAUAAAAGGCAUCAUACGUUAUUACACUUUAAUGCCGCUACCAAACCGUCAAGUUCGGACCAAACCGUUGCGCCAGAGACAGCCCGCGAUAAUAGCGAAAGCGAAGUCGCAAUUCAUUUAGUUUCCGAAACCCUACCGUCGUCCUCGACAAUUCUCCUCGCCGUCGCCCGAGUACGGAUACAUUCGCAACAUGACCGCGUCGUUACAGUGCGCGCUCUUAUUGACCCGGGAUCCGUCGCGACUCUCAUUACCGAGUCUGUCGUCCAAUGCCUCAAACUUCCGAAAGUUAAAACCUUUGUACGUGUCACCGGCGUUGGCGAAGCCGAUUCGAUUGUGCGUCACGCGACAAAGGUUACGAUUACUCCUACGUCUGGCGACGGACCUGCCUACGCGACGAACGCGCUCAUUCUCAAAAAAUUAACCAAAUACCUACCGUGCCAAUACCCGUCGACGAGGCACUGGAGGCAUGUUUCCGGGCUCAACUUCGCCGAUAGCGAUCCCAUGAGUCGCGAACCGAUUAACUUAAUCAUUGGAGCGGAUCUCUACGGAAGAUUACUUCGAGAGGGCAUUCGUCAGGGUCCCGCAAAUGAACCCGUUGCACAAAAUACCGCGCUGGGCUGGAUUCUAUUCGGUCCAGUCACUAGCUCAUCCACCCAUCCUCGAGCUUCCGUUCACGUUCAUAACGGAGUCGCAGAGGAUCUCGACUCCGCGCUCCGCAAUUUUUGGGAGAUUGAAGAGAUCCCUCAGAAAUCACACAUGAGUCCUGAGGAAAGCCGUUGCGAGGCUCAUUUCGUUGGGACUCACACCCGUAUAAAUCAAGGACGCUACGUCGUCAGACUACCGUUUCGAGGUGAUCUUCCCGUCGCGUUGGGUGAUUCACGCCCUACGGCCUUAGCAAGUUUACAACGUCUGGAAAAACGCCUCCACCGUGAGCCGAGUACGGCUUCAGAAUACCGCGAGUUCCUAUCCGAAUAUGUUGACCUCGGUCACAUGGUCAAAGUAGCCGAGCCCUCGACGGUGGACAUCAAGUCCCCGCGAUAUUAUAUACCGCACCACGCUGUAAGGCGAGCAACGAGCGAGACGACACGCUUACGCGUCGUAUUUAACGCCUCAAGCAAGACAACCAACGGCUUGUCGUUAAACGACCAGCUAUUGGUCGGCCCAAAAUUGCAAAUCGACAUUGCCACCGUUAUUUUGCAAUGGCGUUUACACCGAUAUGUGCUUACUGCCGACAUUGCGAAAAUGUAUCGGCAAAUUCUAGUCGAUCAUCGCGAUACCGAUUUUCAACGCAUUCUAUGGCGCGAUUUACCUGACAAACCGGUCGACGACUAUCGCUUGUUAACUGUCACGUAUGGGACAGCUUCCGCGCCGUACCUCGCGCUUCGUGUUCUUAAACAAUUAGGGCAAGACGAAGGCGCGCGGUUUCCACUUGCCGUUCCAAUAUUAAAUUCACAGAUCUACGUAGACGAUGGCGUUUUCGGAGCCGACAAUAAAAAUGUAGCUCGUGAGAUGCGCAACCAAUUAAUUGCACUAUUAGAUAAGGGCGGUUUUCGGCUGCGGAAGUGGGCAAGCAAUUGUACCGAUUUAGUAGCCGAUAUCGACCCGUCGGAUCACGGUCUCGCUCAGCAAAAAUUAUUAACCGGAGACGAGCAACUUAAAGUUCUCGGAAUCGCAUGGAAUCCUACGCCGGACGUGUUUUAUUUCCACGUGUCUCUCGGCCAGAGCCUCGAUAAGACAAAACGCUCGAUUCUAUCAACAAUCGCCAAACUGUUCGAUCCGUUAGGCUGGGUGGCACCCGUCAUUAUCACUGCCAAAAUAUUUAUGCAGCAAUUGUGGCUGCUUAAAUGCCAACGGGACGACGAGAUACCAGCCGAUUACCUCUCGCAGUGGCGACAUUAUCAUGAGAGACUCCAGUCUCUUAACCGUCUGGAAAUUCCUCGCUGGACGGCGCAUGGAGCUAACACGAUACAUCGCGAACUGCACGGCUUUUCGCACGCUUCGACUAAAGCGUACGCCGCGUCGGUCUAUCUUCGCACACUUUCCGCCGACGGGUCCGUCACUAUUACGCUUCUCAUGGCAAAAGCGAAAGUAGCUCCGCUAAAAACCAUAAGCGUGCCGCGCCUCGAACUAUCAGCCGCGCUAUUGCUCGCUCGACUGCUAAAAUUCGUGCAAUUGACGCUUAAUUUUGCCAAUGUUGAUUGUGUUUGUUGGACAGAUUCAACAAUUACUUUGACGUGGAUUAGUCAAUCUCUAGCACGCUGGAAAACUUUUGUCGCGAAUCGCGUCUCCGCGGUUCAAUUAUUACUGCCCUGUGCAAAGUGGCGGUAUGUCCCGACCGAAGCUAACCCUGCCGAUUGUGCGUCUCGCGGCUUAGCACCCGAUGAAAUCGAACAGCAUCCGCUAUGGUGGACCGGGCCAUCUUGGCUCUCAAAAUCGCCUGAUCAUUGGCCUUCCAUGCCGUCCUCCCUCAAUCAUGCCGAUACAUCCGUCGAGGAGCGUAAUCUUCAAUCAAUUUGUAUCGCCGGUGUCGUGGAACAAUGA
Messenger RNA from Nylanderia fulva, 3708 nucleotides. RefSeq lists its product as uncharacterized. The record is from RefSeq and is a predicted model, not a curated record. Lineage: Eukaryota; Metazoa; Arthropoda; Insecta; Hymenoptera; Formicidae.